AUGAUCAAAGAAUUGCGUCUGUGCUUCUGUGCGCAUGACAACAUUGGUCAAAUUCGAAAGCAAGUUACUCCAUCUUCCAAGGAACUAGAAAAAAAUCUUUGUAGUUUUGUGAAGAGAUGGCAGACAGAAACGAUUGACGAUAUUUGCGUCCUUCCCAAAUCAGCCGUAAAUGAGGUUGAAAAAUUACUUAAACAUGUACAGUUGGGCUGACUUAGCAAUAUCCCAGCAGGCAUUGGAACAAACAGAAACAAAGGUCUUCAUCGUAAGUUGAGAAAAUGAAUUAAUAAAAACCGAAUGUGUGUAAGUUAUGCAGUGGCUGUCCUUUUCCUGAUAUUUUACAAUGAAAGGCAUGUUAUUCCCCCUGUUACCAAAUGGUAUCAAACAUUUCUGAAGAAUGGUGGUAUUAAAACUUCAGAGAAAUUCGGUAUCGGAGUAGGUAAAGUGCGAGAUUUACGAAGUGAUAUUUUGGCAGGCUCUGAAGACUCUAACACAAAUCUUGGAGAAAUCUACUGCACAUGAGAAACUUAGCCAUGAUGACUCAGAAUCAGAAUGUGAUACCGAUCAUGCCGCUGAUGCAGAAAUGAUGUCAAACGAUGAUGCUAAUAACAUCAUUAGCAGAGCCAAAGUUAUGAUGAAUCUGGCGAAGGAAGUUUUCAAUAAAACACAAGCUCCCAUUAUGUCACAUCAGUCAAAUUGGUUAGAUCACGCAUCGUCGUUGUUACUUUUCUCACAUCCAGUGUGAGAUGUAGUGUCUUGUGUGAAUAUGAGAAAGCUUCAGAACGAUUAAAUAAUGUUGUCAGCAAUUACGGUUUUGAAGAGCUGCCUGUUGAUGGUGAUUGUUGCUUCACUUCUGUUGGUUACGGGAUAGAAAAAUUCUUUGAUUUAGAUCCUUGCCUAUUAACAGACCACCUUAAAGCAAUCGAUAUUUACAAAAACCAAGAUGUAUGUGAAAGAAUAGUAUGUUUGCGGGAACUAGUUGUGAUGGAGUGGCUUGGUGAAUAUAGUCAUGAAUAUGAAAUGUUUCUUAUUAUUGCCGAUAAAUCUUCAUUUUAUGAAAUGGCACAACAAUUUAUCCAACGAGGGGUUUUUGAUUGCGAGUUAGGUAAUAGCAUGCUUAUGGCUCUCAGCAAUGUUUUAAAAUGUCCAGUAGUCAUUUUCACUUCGAUCGAUACCUACCCAAUCAUACCUCUGAAUCCUAGACAGGCUCCUUUAUCAGCAAUUCCUAUUUACGUUGCCUUUAACCAAAGUGGUAAAGGUCACUAUGAUGCGAUUGUGUUGCAGAUACAAUGUGAUGCUAGGGUUGAAAAUAGGGUUGAAACAUCCUGUAGAUGUGGUUCAGAGAAUACAAGGUUGCAGCGAGAAAUGCAAAUGCAAGAAUUGUAA
Molecule: messenger RNA, 1383 nt
Organism: Paramuricea clavata
Lineage: Eukaryota; Metazoa; Cnidaria; Anthozoa; Malacalcyonacea; Plexauridae
Source: the annotation of a GenBank genome assembly